Messenger RNA from Stylophora pistillata, 4254 nucleotides. RefSeq lists its product as uncharacterized. Gene Ontology annotation, cellular component: membrane. The record is from RefSeq and is a predicted model, not a curated record. Gene Ontology annotation, molecular function: protein binding. NCBI's taxonomy places the organism in Eukaryota, Metazoa, Cnidaria, Anthozoa, Scleractinia, Pocilloporidae.
GUGCAAGUAACGACAUGGCGAAAUAACAGCUGUGGUUCUCGAUGGGCGUCAAGCAUUUUCCGCGCUAGAGAACAGAUCCGUAGCUGAGUGAUUUGAAAGCUAAAGAUCAAGUGUUCUAAAGGCGAUCAAGCGGAACCAAUGAGAUGUGGCGUGAGUGAAGUCAGCUGGAAAACCGGUCACGUGAUGCGAUAUAAUGACAACACGUCCAUCGAUAUUGUUUAGUUGAUUCAAAUUCAAACAAGCGAGCGAAAUGAAAACCUAGUGACAUUCAAUCGUGAAAAGAGUCGUUUUUAAUUCUUUCCGAUCAUAUUUCUAGACAUCAUGGAUGGCUUAUAUCUUAAAAUAACUCAAGAUUUUGCACCCGAUCCUAAAGAAGCCAGGUUUGGUGGCAAAGAUUCGCCGAUGGCGGUUGAAAAAGGUGAUAUUAUUUUCGACGUUCGUAAAAGAGGAGACGGAUGGAUGUAUGGCAAAAAUUUGAACAGUGGAAAAACUGGAAAAUUUCCUGAGAGUUGUGCGGCAAAACUGACUGGAAAUAAUAAAAAAGGGAGCGGUUCAGGAAGUCCUGAUACAGAGACUAAUAGCGAUGAAAAACCGGCUGCAAAAGAUGACAAGAAGCCCGCAUGGCUUCAAAAUCGAACAACUACGCCUACAGUUAGAAAAACGCCACUUUACCCGAAACCAUUUGCCGGAAGUAUGAAACAACCACAAGAGAAAGCGAAAGAAGAACGAAAAGAAACGUCGGGAGAUUCAGGAGUUGUAGAAGAUUCUGUAGAUGGAAAUUAUUGUAACGAUGAUGAGAAAUCAGCGAAGCGAGACGUUUCAAAAACCGGAAAUCCAAUGAAAGAUGAUAAACAGGAUCCAAAGUUUGUCCCUAGAUCACUCCAGACACUUCAGAAACAGAAACCAGGGUCCGAGGCGACUGAAACAGAAAAAGAACCGCCUAAAGCGAUUGGAAGGCCUUUCAGAUUGAAUUUAAAUAGGAGUGGUGACAGUUUAAAGUCGACAGAAACGAAAGCGGCACUACGAGUGGAUACGAAAAAAAAACCGACAUCAGCUACCGCGAGGGAUUCAUUGCGAUCUAAGCCCACGCCGAAUAAAGAUUUCAACGAGGAUGGAAAUUACGAACCUGUAGAGAAAAGCAAAGAGACAAAACUCCAAUUGAGAGAGACGCUCACAAGUAGUAAACCGAAGGAAGUUUCUAAACCAGCAGAAACUCAGCUGGGCAAAAUUAAUCCGACAGAAAACGCUAAGAACUCUGGCGAGAAAAAUCAUUCAAACGUGACCAACAAGCGCGCUGCUGGGGGCGCUGCAGUUAAUAUUCAAGAGAACCCACUGUUGAAGGACGAAGCGAAUAUUUAUCAAGUCCCAAACGUGGUUUUACCACCUAAACCUGCCCGAUCAAACGACCAAGGUUGUGCGGAGUGUAACGAACCACAUAUUUACGAUACACCGAUGCAUUACAAAACACCACCAUCGUCGCCUUCGACGAAAAAGCGAGGGAUAGAUGAAACAACAGUCGAGAAACCGAAAGAUAAAAAUCAUAAAUCAAAAGAUGGUUCAUCAACUCUGAAGCCAACAUCAUCAGUAAUCAGGAAGACUAAAGAGCAAAUGAAGAACAGAAUGGCUUCGUAUGAGAGUAUAGAUACAGAAGGCAAGCGCUCUACGGAGAGCAUCAAGGAUGCGGUGCUUGCAGUAAAGGAGACCAAAGAAAAACUGCUCGCGCCAAAGAGGCGACCGAAGUUACGAAUUUUACUGGGCAUGUUUUUAGGAUUGCUUCUGGGUGUUUUCAUCUUUUUGACAUUUUUUCUCCUCGCUCAUUUGCACGUUGUGACGAGCAUCGUUUCCGCUCUUAUCGUGGGUUUUGUUGUGGCAACAAUUUUCGGAUUUCUCGACAAGACGCGACUCCAAUGCAUCGCUUUACUGGUUUUCCCAAGCCUAUUUGCAUGUGGUGGGAAAAUUUCCCUCUGGUUGCUUAUCACGUUUUUCAUCCUUUCUGGUCCAAUGUGCAAUUUUAUUGAGAAUGUACGCUUGGUCACCCAUCACAGAGCUUGCCUAAUGGACACUGAACAUUUCGCGGACAAUAGUAGUGAUAAUCCAGCCAGAUUUGUUCUGGCUGAUAAAAAUAAUCGUGCUGUGGUACAACGUUUGAUAAUGUACGAGAACAUUUCACACGAACUGCAAGAAUACAUGAAUAAUUCCCUGUUGUCAUCAGCUGAUAGUCUAGAUAACUUGUCUGCUGAUAAUAAUUCAUUUGAGCCAAUUUGCAUGAGUUCUCUGCGGCGCGCAUUUAACAUCUGCGCCUCUGAGAUCGACAACAUGUACAGCCAAUGUACGAAACUGAACCCACCAAACUGUCAAUUUCUUACGCCAAGGAACGCUUGUGAUCACCUCACUGACAGCCAGAUAAGAGAAACGUGCAAAGACAUCAACAACGCGAGUUAUCACACGUUAUCACAAAUUGAGAAAAUAAUUGGACGUUUCCCCGAGCGAAUGGCAACAAAAGAUAGUAUCACGGACAAAAAUAACACUGUUGUCGCAACAGGGGAACCUUGUGACUUUGUCCAUAUCAUAACUCUGUUGUUACCUUUAUUGGUUUUAAUUGUAUUGUACGAAGCGUACAGUUAUCACAAGUGGUAUCUUUCUUGCAAUGAGUUUGACAAUCACUAUCUCACGCUUCGCUUCAAGUCGAUCGAGGACAUGCGCAAGUCAAGCGGAGCCGCUGACCUACUGGUUCCACUGAAGAAAGCCGAGCUACAGAGAUUCGUUCAACCAACUGGCUGUCAACUGGCUAAGAGCGAGAAAAGAAGCAUGCUGAAAUACUUGAUGUUUUACUUUGUUUAUUUGAUUUAUGCCCUUAUAAUUAUUUUCUUAGAUCAUUACUUUUAUCUUGUUAUCACUCGAGAGGAACCACGUUCCAAUAUUCCUGGUAGGUGCGAUGGCACACUCAAGAGGCUGAACGAGUCUUACGUCAUCGUCUUGUCAACUCUUCUGGGAGUUCUGCUCUUGAUCAUCAUUCUCCAAGCCUUUAUCCUUCGCCUUCGCCGUUUGAUUGCGUCGCGCUUCUACCCCAGACGAGAGAGAAAACGCAUUGCUUACCUUUACUACAAACUUCUUGAAGAGCGCAAGCUGUUUUACAAAUCGGUUAUCGAAAAUAUGAACAACUUCUCUGAAGAAAAUGAAACACUCAACAAGCUGGACGCAGUACUGGUUUUGUGUAAUAAUUUCAGCUGGAUAAAAGCAGUGUUCGAGUUUGUAGGAGUCAGUGUUCAAAGAUGUUCUGUAUGUGGCACUGGACUUAGCAGAAAGUACUUGCACUGUGACACGGAAGACUGUGAGGUAUUUUACUGCCGAACCUGCUUCUGGGACCUGGAAAAUAAGUGUCUUGGCUGCAUGAGCAACAGCAAGAUGACGUCACGGUCGUCGAGCAUGAGUGGCCAAUCACAGAGAAGAAAGAACGAUUACGUCAAACCUGUUUGAGGAUACUACUUCUCGAUGGCUACUUAAAUGAACUCUCUAUGGCGUGUUGAAAAAACAAUUUUUAACGAGUAUUUAGACAGAAAUAUGCGCUUGAACUUUACUGAGGACAAAUUUUAUGCGCAUUUUAAAUUUAUUUAAUUUGAAUAUACUAUAUUUCAACGCGGUUUGUUUUUAUUUUUCACAUUUAAUGUAAAACUGUCUAAGUGUCGCACUCUUCGCUUUUGACACCAGAAAUUAUAUUAAUUUGCAAUGACCAAGGAUUUCGAUGUACAUAGAAUUAGGGCAAAGGAAAAUCCGUAGUUUUAGAGGAGGAAACACAAAUUUAAUGUUGACAGAUUUUGAACUUUAGUGAUAUGGGCAGAAAAGGAAGACUAAAAGACCAUGAAUUGAAUAAAAUGGGAGAAUAGUUCUGGGUAACGUAGAUCAGUUCUGUGUUUCUCUACAUGGUUUUGUGCGCAGUUAAACAGACCUUUAAAUUACACUUAUCCCUAGCAUGAGGAACCAAUGCAUUUGUAACGCAUUCUCCGCCAUGAUAACGCUCUUUGUUGUGAGCUUUUACUUCACGCUCGGACCAAGAGAAGAUUAAAGCGGUCUCUGGUUUAGCAGGCCUUUUGAAAAACGUUACCAGUUAAAAGUAAGAAUGGAAAUUAUGAUAGCACUUCCUGCUGACCAUUAUUGUUAAUGACAUGAUUUAAGAGAAGCCAGGUCCUUGCGAGACACGUGGAGAAUAGAAAAAUAGCGUUUACUUCAAUAAAAGUAACAAAAGUAUUGUUGGGA